Messenger RNA from Hibiscus syriacus, 866 nucleotides. Its product is annotated as bZIP transcription factor 44-like. Lineage: Eukaryota; Viridiplantae; Streptophyta; Magnoliopsida; Malvales; Malvaceae. Gene Ontology annotation, molecular function: transcription cis-regulatory region binding; DNA-binding transcription factor activity. Gene Ontology annotation, cellular component: nucleus. The coding region runs from base 330 to 794 and encodes 154 amino acids. Gene Ontology annotation, biological process: positive regulation of DNA-templated transcription. The transcript has a single exon. The record is from RefSeq and is a predicted model, not a curated record.
CCCCUUCUCUUCCUCUUUGUUUGCUUUGUGUUUUUUCCUAUAAAAAAAUAUUGAUGCUCAACCUCUUUGUCUUGAUGUUUGAGAUUCAUGUCUGCAAUUCUCAGUGAAAUCUUCCUUUCUGGGUUUAUGAUCAAUUCCACAUUCAUUCGCAGGACCCAUCUCGUUCAAUCUUUCUCAGUUGUUUUCCUCUACUGGUUGUAUUACGUCUCAUAAGUUCAGCAAAUCAUCCAUUUUUUUCUCUUUAUUAAAAUCAUAGUAAUAAUAAUAAUAAUAAUAAAUAAUCUGUCUUGUUUUUUUUAUUGUUUCUGAAAAAAAAAUCUGCAAAUUCCAUGGCUUCUUCAAGUGGGACAUCAUCAGGUUCAUCGACAACGACAACCGUAACUCAAAACUCCGGCUCGGCGGAGGAAGACCAUCUGCAGGCGGUAAUCGACGAACGGAAACGGAAACGAAUGGUGUCGAACCGAGAAUCGGCUAGGAGAUCGAGGAUGAGAAAACAGAAGCAUUGGGACGAUUUAAUGACUCAGGCGACUCAGCUGAGGAAACAGAAUCACGACAUCACCAGCAACAUAAACUUCACGGCGCAACAUCUGUUGAACAUCGAGGCCGACAACUCGGUGCUCCGAGCUCAACUCAACGAGCUCGGUCAGAGGUUGGAGUCAUUGAAUGAGAUCAUCGGGUUCUUGAACGAUGACGACGAUCACGAACCGGCGGUUGAUAGCUUCCUUAACCCUUUGAAUUUGGCCUACUUGAAUCAGCCUAUCAUGGCCUCUGCAGAUAACAUGUUCCAGUAUUAAUUUCCAUGUGCUUAAUUUCUAGGAUUUUUAAUCUCAAUAUAUAAUUAUAUAUUAUGAAAUAAAUAUGAGAUU